UGACCAAAGCGGAUACAGCGCAGUCAGCUUUUGCUCAUGCUCUGACACUACACACAGACAGUAUAAAAACAUUUAAUUAGACUUCAGAGCGUGAGACGUACCUCUUGGGUUAAGGUACUGACUAAAUAAAAUAAGAGAAUAGCUUCUUUAAACAAUGUCUAAAUACGAAGAAGUCAGUGUACACGGUUAUGAGGAGUUUUGUCAGGCAGUGACUGACAGAAAAGGGAAGGAUAUUUUUGUAUAUUUCUCUGGUGAUAAAGAUGCAAGUGGGAAAAGCUGGUGUCCAGACUGUGUAAAAGCUGAACCUGUUGUCAGGGGGGAAAUGAGCCAUCUUCCUGAGGAUUCGGUUUUCAUCUACUGUCAAGUUGGAGAAAGAGCUUACUGGAAGGAUCCAAACAAUGACUUCAAGAAGACAUUAAAGUUGACUGGGGUUCCCACUCUUCUGCGAUAUGGCACACCCCAGAAACUUGUGGAGGAGGAAUGCUUCAAAUCAGAGCUAGUGCGGAUGAUGUUCACUGAAGACUAAAAGUGCUUUAUAUAUCCAAAACCUGUAUUUUUCUUCCCUUGUGAAACUAGAAUAAAGACUAGUUCAAUUACA
This is a messenger RNA of Boleophthalmus pectinirostris (great blue-spotted mudskipper), 598 nucleotides long. It is a transcript of the gene txndc17, whose product is annotated as thioredoxin domain containing 17. Bases 155 to 526 code for a protein of 123 amino acids. The record is from RefSeq and is a predicted model, not a curated record. Gene Ontology annotation, molecular function: protein-disulfide reductase [NAD(P)H] activity. Lineage: Eukaryota; Metazoa; Chordata; Actinopteri; Gobiiformes; Gobiidae. Gene Ontology annotation, cellular component: cytosol. The transcript is spliced from 4 exons.